This is a messenger RNA of Talaromyces marneffei, 1167 nucleotides long. RefSeq lists its product as uncharacterized. The transcript has 3 exons. The coding region runs from base 1 to 1167 and encodes 388 amino acids. Gene Ontology annotation, molecular function: DNA binding. The record is from RefSeq and is a predicted model, not a curated record. Gene Ontology annotation, biological process: DNA integration; DNA transposition. NCBI's taxonomy places the organism in Eukaryota, Fungi, Ascomycota, Eurotiomycetes, Eurotiales, Trichocomaceae.
AUGAAGCCUCAAGACGUCGCUAUAUUGCUCAAUAUACCCCGGGUGAGCGUUUACCAAAUCGUACAACGCGCCAAAGAGCAUGGAUAUGAUCCUACAGUCAAUCCUCGAAUUGAGCAUGAGCACGUCGCUAAGAAUACGCAUAGUGGCCGCCCAAAAGUGGUUACUGAAGCUAUCGAGGCCUCAAUUAUUGCAAGUAUUACUAAGGAUAGGGCUGGUCGUGAGAAGUCUGCUGAAUAUCUCGCUUAUGAAGCCGGUAUUUCUGAAUCAUCUGUUCUGCGUCUUUUGAAAUUGAAUUCUUUUAAUAAAUGCAAGCCAACUGUGAAACCUGGUCUGACAGAUAAAAUGAAGCAGGCAAGGCUCGCAUUUGCUCUUGAGCAUCAACACUGGACUCUUGAAGACUUUAAGAAUAUUAUAUGGACGGAUGAGACCUCUGUUGUCCUAGGCCACUGGAGAGGCUCUAAUAGUGUAUGGCGCAGGUCUUUUGAAUGCUACGAUUCUACUGUUAUCCGCCGUCGCUUCAAGAAAGCGUGUGAAUUCAUGUUUUGGGGUUGCUUUUCAUAUGAUGCUAAAGGUCCCUAUCAUAUAUAUCAAAAAGAGAAUACGGCAGCUAAGAAAAAAGCUGAGAAAGAGUUGCAAAUUAUAAAUCGAGACCGUGAGCAAGCAGCUCGAGAAGAAUGGGAGUUAAAUAAUACUUUUUCAAGGCUUCAAUUACGUCCUCGUCGCGGUAGAAAGCCAAAUUUUAAGUUCACUACGAAGAAUGGAAAGCUCGUACGAAAAGGCACAGAUGGCAUUGAUUGGAAAUUCUUGUGCCAAAGCUGCUUCCUUUUGCACAGGAAUCACCUACUUUGGCCUGGUAAUUCCCCUGAUUUGAAUGCUAUUGAGCCGACGUGGUUUUGGCUCAAGAAACGUACAACUCUCCAAGGAGCCCCUGGUGACAGGAAGACAGCAGUUGAAGCAUGGGAAAAAGCAUGGGAAAGGCUACCCCAGCAUCGUAUCCAGGCUUGGAUUGAGAGGAUCCCAUUUCAUAUACAAGAAAUUAUCCGUCUAGAGGGUGGAAAUGAGUAUCCGGAGGGCCGGCCCCAGGAUGACGUACGCUCACGUUGCCGGCGUAAAGGCGUGCUCUCGUUCCGGGCAUAUCUAGAGGAUGAGUGGGAGGACUUGGAAUAG